GGUAAGUCUUAUUAAUUAACCACAACUUCACAAAAUUAUGUUUUGUUUGACUUUUGCCAGAUUUUUCGGCAUUUCAUGGGUGGGAGAGACCCUAAGAAAAUACAGUUUUUAUUUUGACCAGGAUAUUUUAAGUUUCCAAGAACCUUCCGCGCUCAAGAUCCCAGCAUCAUGACCUCAGUUUCAACACAAUUGUUGAUAGUCCUCAUUCCACUGCUUUUGAUGCUGCCUGUUGUUGAAGCAGUAGAAGCCGGAGAUGCAAUUGCUAUCUUGUUAGGUGUGGUUCUCAGCAUUACAGGCAUUUGUGCUUGUUUGGGGGUGUAUGCCAGGAAGAGAAAUGGGCAGGUGUGACCUCCAAGGGCCUCCUAAAUCAAACCUCAUCCUGAAAACCAUUGUGCUGUUGAGGUUAAAACUGAGCUUUGGUGUCUGAAAGUUGCCAAGAAACAGAUGGUAAAUGAGGUAAUUUCACAUUCCUGUGUUUGCCUGUGAAUAGGAACAAACUGAUGUAUGUUAAAUGGGGGAUAAUGUUCUCUUCACAUCAAAGAAAGAACUGAGAAAAAACAGACUAUAAUUUCUGUUCUCUAGUUGUAAAGGAGGUCCAAUAAAUAAUAUGACUAAAAUUUGCAUAAAUAAUAUUCCAUAGUUUCAGACAUCUCAAAGCUCACAAAAUA
Messenger RNA from Choloepus didactylus (southern two-toed sloth), 668 nucleotides. RefSeq names its product small integral membrane protein 30 (gene SMIM30). Lineage: Eukaryota; Metazoa; Chordata; Mammalia; Pilosa; Megalonychidae. The record is from RefSeq and is a predicted model, not a curated record. The coding region runs from base 169 to 348 and encodes 59 amino acids. The transcript has 2 exons.